AUGCUCACCUUCAUCACAACUAUCCUUCUCUUCAUUCACAGCACGUCGAUCGCCGUCUCCACUGACACCGCCAUCCCUGCAAACCCUAAAAGCAUCAACCAAUGGCUCUUAGAAAACACAAAUCCAAUGAGACCACAACUGGAUGCUCAAUUAGCACAAGCUGAACUGUACACAAGAGUGAUAACAGUGAACAAGUAUGGGAAAGGUGACUUUAAGAAUAUAACUGAUGCUGUAAACAGUAUUCCAGUAGGUAAUAAGGUGAGAACAAUCAUCAAGAUUGCACCAGGGAUAUACUAUGAGAAGAUAUUGAUAGAUUUCUCAAAGAAAUUUGUUACUUUAUAUGGCGAUCCAAAUGCAAUGCCGAGGAUAUCCUUCAAUGGCACGGCCAAGUUUUUUAAAACCUAUUAUAGCGCCACCGUUGCCGUUGAGUCCGAUCACUUCAUGGCAUGCAAUAUCAUCUUUGACAACACUGCGCCAAGGCCAAUUGUAGGAAGGGAAGGAGCUCAGGCAGUGGCAAUGAGGAUAACUGGACAAAAGGCAGCAUUUUAUAACUGUAGGUUUUAUGGCCAUCAAGACACACUUUUGGAUCAUUCAGGGACACAUUUCUUCAAGGAUUGUUUCAUAAGGGGAUCUACUGACUUCAUCUUUGGCAGAGGUCAAUCUAUAUAUCUGAACUGUGAGUUAAGAUCAGAUGCAAUUGGGUUUGGAGUGAUUACAGCUCAAGGAAGAGAGCUUAGAAGGGAAUCAAGUGGGUUUAUCUUUGCUCAUUGUUUAGUAAGUGGCAGUGGAGACUUAUUUCUUGGACGUGCAUGGAGACAGAGAUCAAGAGUUGUUUAUGCUUAUACUUACUUGCCUUCUAAUCUUGAUCCAAAAGGAUGGGAUGACAUGAGAUACCCUGAUCAUCAAAGGACUGCGUUCUACGGUGAAUACAAGUGCAUGGGGCCAGGAGCAGUGACUAACCAACGUGUGAACUAUUCAAGAGUGUUAACUGAUAGUCAAGCAAAGCAUUAUUUGGAUCUCAACUUCAUCUAUGCCUCCACUUGGCUUCUUCCCCCACCUAAACUAUAA
This is a messenger RNA of Dioscorea cayenensis subsp. rotundata (Guinea yam), 1068 nucleotides long. Its product is annotated as putative pectinesterase 63. Bases 1 to 1068 code for a protein of 355 amino acids. Gene Ontology annotation, biological process: cell wall modification. The transcript is spliced from 4 exons. Gene Ontology annotation, molecular function: pectinesterase activity. Lineage: Eukaryota; Viridiplantae; Streptophyta; Magnoliopsida; Dioscoreales; Dioscoreaceae. The record is from RefSeq and is a predicted model, not a curated record.